Molecule: messenger RNA, 987 nt
Organism: Diversispora eburnea
Lineage: Eukaryota; Fungi; Glomeromycota; Glomeromycetes; Diversisporales; Diversisporaceae
Source: the annotation of a GenBank genome assembly
AUGGAUAGUGACGAUGAUAAUGACGAUUCUCGAGAAUCUCAACAAAGUUCAGAAGAGGAAGGGGGCGAUCAUAGUCCUGCUGUUUCAGAUGGUUCAACGAAUCUUGAUGCGGAAAAUACGGAACUUCCAUCAAAUUUUUCUACAACAGCUACAACCACCACAGCAAUAGUUUUACCACAAAACCGAACACUUCAACCAUUUGCUGAUGAAUGUAAAAGCUAUGACAUUGUUCCAUAUGUAGCAGCAAUUCAUUCCUGUCACAUACAUUCACUUGACGCGACCAGAAAUAUGCGAUGGGUAUUUACCGGUGGAGAAGAUGGCUUUAUAAGAAAGUAUGACUUUUUUGCUUCAAUUAGUGGUAAAACAUUAUUAACACAAAAUCAAAAGCACGCACAAGUUGAAUCAGCAGGUGUGAUAUCAUCCUAUUGGGAAAAUGAAGAAAUACCGGUAAAUCCUAAACCAGUAGUUAAUGGAACAGGAGAUGAAAAUACUAUUCAACCAGACCCACCAGAAUAUAAACUUUCACCUGUUUAUAGUUUAGCUGUUCAAUCCGAGGCAGUAUGGAUUUUGAGUGGUUUAGAGAGUGGAGCAAUAAAUUUAUUUUCGGUUAGACAUGAAGAAGGAAGAUGUCAUCACGUAAUGCGUAAACAUAAAUCACCUGUAUCAAUUCUUAAAAUUACUCACGAUGAAAAAGGUUUCGUGAGUGGUUCAUGGGACAAAACAGUAUUGCUUUGGGAUUUAAAUACUGGACAAGUUGUACGUGAAUUUGGGGGUCAUCUUUCUCAAAUUAGUUCAUUGGCAUUUCGUCCAAUUGAAAAGGUACCGCCUUGGUGUUUGUCGGCAUGUUGGAGUGCUGAUGGUAAUAAAAUAUAUUGUGGUCGACGUAAUGGGACAGGAAAAUUCAUUCGUUCACUUAAAAUGCCAAGUGGAUCAGGUCCAGUUUCUUAUGUAUCUAGUAUGCCUAAUGGAAAACAUAUUAUAUGGUAA